AUGCCGCCCAACUACGACCAUAUCGAGGUCCCCAAGGACCGGCAGAAGCUGAAGUUUCAGAUGAAGGUUCCUCAGUUCUUGGGCACCGCGCGGCCCAUCAAGAUGACCAAGAGGCUUGACCUGAUCCGCGGGGAGGAGGAGAUCCACCGCGACCUGUUGCUCCAGCAGUACGGCAUCAUUGCUCGUCGAGGGGGGAUGCUUCGCCACGGGCACAUGGAGAUGAUCCGUAUGACCAUCGCAAGGAAGAUCGACAUUAGCAAGAUGUUCGCCAUAUGGAGGAUCGACGCGCCCUGGAAACCCAUCACCAAGAAGGGCCAGGGCAAGCGCAUGGGGGGCGGCAAGGGCUCCAUCGACCACUACACCACGCCCAUCAAGGCCGAGCGGGUCAUCAUUGAGGUUGGCGGGAAGUGCACAUUUGAGGAGGUUAAGCCGAUCCUGAAGAUGCUCGCCGAGAAGCUGCCGUUCCCCGCCGACGCUGUGAGUCACGAGAUGCUGGUGGCGCGGCGAGAGGAGGAGGAGAGGCUGGAGCGCGAGAACCUCAACCGCUACACCUUCAAGUACAUCGUCCAGAACAACAUGAUCGGGUGCCACAAGUGGAUCAAGAACAUCGACAAAGUGUACUUCGGAAAAAUACGAACGGAGAAGGUUAGGUGGAUGUAG
Messenger RNA from Eriocheir sinensis (Chinese mitten crab), 660 nucleotides. RefSeq names its product 39S ribosomal protein L16, mitochondrial-like (gene mRpL16). The transcript is spliced from 4 exons. Gene Ontology annotation, biological process: mitochondrial translation. Lineage: Eukaryota; Metazoa; Arthropoda; Malacostraca; Decapoda; Varunidae. Gene Ontology annotation, cellular component: ribosome; mitochondrial large ribosomal subunit. Bases 1 to 660 code for a protein of 219 amino acids. The record is from RefSeq and is a predicted model, not a curated record. Gene Ontology annotation, molecular function: structural constituent of ribosome; rRNA binding.